GGUGGGUAGAGCCUAACAUGUAGGAGGGAUCACAUUCAUUCCUGCGCGCGAAAGGAGGGAAGAUUUCAUUGGGAAAAGCUGGAGAGGAAGAAAAGUGGAGAACCUCCACAGCGGUAGGAAGCUCUUUCAGCACCACUCGCUGGUGGACAGCGCCUGAGACGCUUCAACAUCUGGUCUGAGCUUAUACCACUGCUUCUGCGCCAGGCAAACACACAACCGAUAUUCCAUCCGAGCUUUUUUUGGAAAAAAAAAUCCACGUCCCACCCAGGCUUCGUCAGUCAUUUUUUUAAACUUUUAAAUUUCUCAUCCUAAUCUGUGGCGGGUUUCCAGCGAGAAGCAGCAGCAGCGGAGUCAGUAGCUGAGUGGAGCUGGCGCUUUCCAAAAGGGUGCAGGGAGAAGGAGAGAGGGGAAAGAAAUCAUAAAAAAGAAAAACAGAAGACAUAACCUAUUUUUUCAACUUCAACAUCACUUAUUUUAAAAUGAUUUAAAGAAACUCUGCGUGGACUCCAACACAACUUUCCUGCUUGCUUGACGGACUGAGAGAAGACCUAUAUACUUCUGGAACACCGGAGAACAGACGAAGCCGUCUACCUUUUUAUCUUGUCUGAUAAAAAAAACGUUGAACGCCAGUGAGCACACUCAGAACUAUUUCAUUUCUCUGCACAUCUGCCACCUUCAGGUGUAGGAAAACGCAGAGAGACAUCAAAAAAAGAAGAAAAGGAUAUAGAAGGACAUAGAUAAACACUUAAAUAGUAAUUCUGAGUUUGUAUUAGAACAAGAAACCAUGGAAGGAGAUUUUUAAAGUCCACUUGGCUCUGAAAAGUAUUGCAGCACUGCUCUUGGAUAUUUGUAUGUGUGUUUGGGUACAUGUGAGCAAACCUCUUUUACUUUCAAAGGACCUGCAUUUUGUGUGGAUGCGGACUUAGUCUUUCAUUAUGACUCGGCAAGGAGGCUUUGAGAGAUUGUGGAAUGGCUGCCACAGAGACGUUUGCUGCUGGGUCUUGUUGCUGGCUUGUUAUUUGUCAGACGCAUUGGCUGUCAGGCCAAAAAUGCCCGGCCACACAUACCUCAACUCAAUACGCAUCGAUGGGGACAUAUCUCUGGGUGGACUGUUUCCUGUGCAUGCCAGAGGAAACGAUGGAAAAGCCUGCGGAGAGUUGAAGAAGGAGAAAGGGAUCCACCGGCUGGAGGCCAUGCUUUUUGCCCUGGAUCGUAUCAAUAAUGACAAUGAGCUGCUGCCUAAUAUCACCUUGGGGGCCCGCAUCCUGGACACAUGCUCCAGAGACACCCACGCCCUAGAGCAGUCGCUCACAUUUGUACAGGCAUUGAUUGAGAAAGACUCGACUGAUGUCAAGUGUCUCAGCGGAGGGCCGCCCAUCAUUACUAAGCCGGAGAGAGUGGUGGGAGUGAUUGGUGCCUCGGCCAGCUCCGUGUCAAUCAUGGUCGCCAACAUUUUGCGCCUCUUCAAGAUCCCUCAAGUGAGCUACGCCUCCACAGCCCCAGAGCUGAGCGAUAACACUCGCUAUGACUUCUUCUCCCGUGUGGUUCCCCCAGACACCUACCAGGCGCAGGCCAUGGUGGACAUCGUCAAAGCCAUGGGCUGGAACUAUGUUUCCACCGUAGCAUCUGAGGGGAACUACGGAGAAAGUGGAGUCGAUGCAUUUAUUCAGAAGUCCAGAGAGGAGGGUGACCUGUGCAUUUCACAGUCAGUGAAAAUACCACGUGAGCCGAGAGCUGGAGAGUUUGACAAGAUCAUUCGGAGGCUGAGUGAGAACCCCAAUGCUCGAGUGGUCAUAAUCUUCGCCAAUGAGGAUGACAUCAGGCGGCUUCUCCAGGCAGCUAAGAAGGCCAAUCAAACCGGUCAUUUUAUCUGGGUCGGUUCAGACAGCUGGGGAUCCAAAAUUUCCCCAAUCCUGAACCAAGAAGAAAUGGCGGAAGGUGCUGUCACCAUCCUUCCAAAACGACAGUCCAUUAAAGGCUUUGAUCGCUACUUCAUUAGUCGAACGUUGGAGAACAACAGGAGGAAUAUUUGGUUUGCAGAGUUUUGGGAGAACAACUUCCAGUGCAAACUCAGUCGGCACGCUGUGAAGAAAGGAUCUGGCAUUAAAAAGUGCACAAACCAUGAGCGGAUCGGGAAGGAUUCCUCAUACGAACAGGAGGGGAAGGUUCAGUUUGUGAUAGAUGCUGUUUAUGCCAUGGCUCAUGCCCUCCAUAACAUGCACAAAGACCUCUGCCCAGGGAAAGUUGGUCUCUGCCCCCAGAUGGAGACAAUUAACGGCACGCUGCUGCUCAAGUACAUUCGCAACGUCAACUUUACAGGAAUUGCUGGCACCCCAGUGGUCUUUAACGUGAAUGGUGAUGCUCCUGGUCGCUAUGAAAUAUACCAGUACCAGAUGACAAACAACACCACAGAAUACAAAAUUAUUGGUCACUGGACGGAUCACCUCUACUUGAAUGUCAGUAAGAUGCAGUGGCCUGGUGGAGAGCAGGAAGUCCCAUCCUCCAUCUGCAGCCAACCGUGCCUUCCUGGGCAGCGCAAGAAGAUAGUUAAGGGCAUCCCUUGUUGUUGGCACUGUGAAAACUGUGACGGUUACCAGUACCAGGCAGAUACUUACAGUUGCAAGAUGUGCCGGUUCGAUUUGAGACCCAACGAAAACCACACCGGCUGUGUUCCGAUCCCUAUUGUCAAGCUGGAGUGGAGUUCUCCAUGGGCGGUGUUUCCCGUCCUCAUCGCCGUCUUGGGGAUCAUGGCCACUCUCUUUGUGGUUGCCACUUUUGUGCGAUACAACGACACCCCAAUUGUAAAGGCGUCAGGUCGGGAACUGAGUUAUGUGCUGCUGACAGGUAUUUUCCUGUGCUAUGCCACCACAUUCCUUAUGAUCUCAGCCCCCGACGUGUUUGUAUGCUCUCUGAGAAGAAUUUUCCUUGGCCUUGGUAUGAGUAUUAGCUAUGCAGCUCUUCUUACCAAGACUAAUCGAAUAUACAGGAUUUUUGAGCAAGGAAAGAUGUCAGUCAGUGCCCCACGCUUUAUCUCUCCAGCCUCGCAAUUAGUUAUCACCUUUAGCUUGAUAUCUGUGCAGCUACUCGGGGUGUGCAUCUGGUUUGGCAUUGAUCCGUCGCAGGCCAUCAUCGACUACGAGGACCAGCGCACAGCCAAUCCAGAGAUGGCGCGCGGUGUCCUUAAAUGUGACAUUUCAGACCUGUCCCUCAUCUGCCUGCUGGGCUACAGCAUGCUGUUGAUGGUCACCUGCACAGUUUACGCCAUAAAGACAAGAGGGGUUCCCGAAACCUUUAAUGAGGCCAAACCCAUCGGCUUCACCAUGUACACCACCUGCAUCGUGUGGCUAGCCUUCAUCCCCAUCUUCUUUGGGACUUCACAAUCAAGAGAAAAGAUGUAUAUCCAGACCACAACCCUGACCAUUUCUGUCAGCCUGAGUGCGUCUGUGUCUCUGGGGAUGCUCUACAUUCCAAAGAUCUAUGUGGUGCUCUUCCACCCAGAGCAGAACGUCUCCAAGCGCAAGCGCAGCCUGAAGGCCGUGGUCACCGCCGCUACCAUGUCCAACAAGUUCAACCCCAAAGGUGGCCUGAGGCCAAAUGGAGAGGCCAAGUCUGAACUCUGUGAAAGUCUGGAGACACAAGACUGUGUUGAGAGAGGCGAUCCUUGUGAGGGACUUUAGACUUCAGCUUUGGCUUCGAAGCAGACAUACAUAAGCUACAGCAACCACGCCAUCUAAGAGAGUGCAGAACCAGGAGGAGCUUGGCCUGCCAGAGGAAUCCCGUAUGUUUGGAAUUUUGUUAGGAUACAGGGGGUGGAAAGAUGGGAAUUUGUCACCCCCAAAGGAUGUUGUAUCUUUUUUUGAGGGAAUCUUAAAGGCUCACAUGCCAAAAUUGAUGAUAAAUUGGAAGCUUGGAGGAGGGAGAUGUCAGCCGUAGAGUGGUAGGAAACAGUUAAUUUCCCUCUUUCCUCCCCCCCCUGUCUGAGAGGAGUGGGUGUCAGUCACUUGUGCUUUCAGAUGCAAACUAAGUGGACCUGCUGUAGCCUCCUCUGAAGUGUAUAGCACACAGUCUCAGUUCUUUCUGAGACUGAAUUGUCCGUUUUGAGAAAAAGAGAUCUGUCAACUACAGCUGACGAGAGGGAAUCUCGCCAACACAUAUAGAAUAUGCAGCAAUUAUUUUUGGUUACAGGUUUUAGCGGACUUUAACGCUGCAGUACUCUUCAAACUGUUCAUGCCUUACAACCGCACAGUCAGUGUACCCACAGGACUUUAAACAUUUGUGAAGCGCAUAAAGACAAAGCCGUGGGGUCGUCUCAGUUGUGUUAUAAUCGUUUCAUACUUCUAUUGAUGACGCCAUCAUCUUUGGGAAACCCAGUGUACAGUCUCAGAGCAUGCUUAUGGGAACAUCACACGUACUGUGUUGUGUUGUCGACGUCUAUGGAAUGCAACAUUUGUCCUGAUUUUCAUUCACGUUGGAGAUGUUGUGUUUGGGCGGAUGGUUACUUUCUGCUGAGUAAGGAGACAUCAAACUCAAAAAGAGUCCAACAAAAAGUAAAUUUCCAGUUUCUCAGUUUACAUCAAACGGCAUUUACAUGUGGAGUUUGGAAAAUGCCUAUUUUCAUCCUAAUGGCCCUUAUUUAUCAUACGUUUUAUACGAGCAUACUGUAGCAUAUUAGUAGAAUGUUUGUGAUUUAUACUACAGUAAAUGUGGUUUUAACAGUUUCCAACAUGUGCUACAGAGUUUAGCUCUGCCUUAAGGAGUUCAUUUUUAUCAUGAGAGUAAUUCACCAGAGACAGAGUAUUCUGCCCCUAAGUUAUGGCAAACGUGUUAUUGUAGGACAGUGAGGCUGUGUAAUAUAUUGGAUGGAAUGAAUUUUUGCUUUUCAUAACCUAUGAAGGACUACCCAGGCGGGAUUAUUACUGAGUAGGACAUAAAUAUUGUAUGGCCUAGUGUAUGAUAUGAUUUAGUUAGUGUCUAGGUACAAGAAAGUAUCUUUAUUCAGUGACACUUUUAAACAAGAAAGCCAUUACUUUAAAUUUGUUUUUUUAAAACAGGAUUUUGUUAACCUUUAUUAAAAACAGAAGGCAUGGAGGUUGGAUCAUUUGAAGUCAUUGUGCAUGUCUCACAAACUUCCGUUGAUAAACUGACUGUCCCACAUACUGCUCAAUAAAACUGUAAAAGCCAGCCUAGCACAUAGGAGAUACUCAAAGUCUGUGGCACCAAAGGAAGCCCAUAUUAUUGUCCUUCCACCUAAUGUCUUGACAGCUGUGAAACAGAAAACUUUGAAUGUUUAAAUUGUGCCAAAGUUAAAAAAUAAUGAACAUCUUGACCAACCAUUGGGAGACCAACUAUAAAAAUUGAAGACAGCCUGUUGUGUUUUUUUUCUUCUUCGCAACCAAUCUAAACAAAGAAACAAUGCAUGUAAAGCAUAUUUCUAACAUGCAAAGAUAGAGACAUGGCUGUCUUUGUAAAGCAGUGAGCCGAAGCAUUUCAAAAUCCAGCAGACUAAUGGGACUGACAGACAAAUGCAGUUGCUUCUCUGCAGUCUUUACUGGAACUUUUGCUUCAGUGUUUACAUUCUUUCAACUAACAUAACUCUCCAACCAUUGAGCCAAUUUGGGCUGUUAUGAAACCCUUUGCAUUAGUAAUGUGUUGGAAAUCUGGGCAAAGGCAAUAUGAAACAUGAAAAGCUGAUUUUGUCUGUGUUAGAAUCAGUGUUAAUAACAGUCGAGGAGUUAUGGCAAGUCAGCGAGUGUUAUUUAGUUUUACCUGAUGAAAUCUCCGGAAUUAAAGAGUUACUUUAAAGGACCCAGCCACCAGAAUGACAUUUUCUCCUAAAUGCUUUUUUUUUAAUUAAGUUUUUAAUUUUCGUGAGGCCCAGCGACAGACUGGCGAACUGUCCAGGGUGUACCCUGCCUUCGUCCACAAGUGGCCGGGACAGGCGCCGGCAGCCCCGUGACCCCGAAAGGGAUAAAACGGCAGUAGAUGAAUGAAUGAAUCUUCUUAACAUUAAAAAAAAGACUUUCCAGAAAGUCAUGUGGUAUCAAACAAGAUAUACUGUACAUCAGGGCCAGCCAACCCUGGUCCUCCAGAGCCACAACCCAGCCUGCUUUCCAGCUCUCACGAACCCGCUUGCUGCUGAUUUGUUGACUACAGUGAUUCCACAUCCUGAUUGACUGAACACACCUGAUUUAAGUUGUCAGCAUCAAGAAAUCCAUGGAGAGCUGGAAUAUAGACAGGGUUUUUGCCCUUGAGGACCAGGGUUGGCCAGACCUGCUGUACUUAGUCUGAAUAAGUGAUCAUUAUGGUAACAUAAUUGUAAAACUGGACAAAGGGUACAUUUUGUUGCUAUAGUAUUUAAAGGAAACCACAGUUGGUCUUCAUGUGACCCCUUCAGUUUUUGCCAGCAGAAACUAACAGACCUAUUUGUCCUCAUUAAGUUGAGUAAGAGGACGGAUCAUUUUUGCCACUAUGCAGAUCAACAGGUGAGAUCUCAUCUAUGCAUUUCUCUGUAUCUUCACACAUCCUUCUAUCUGGGUUACUAUAAAACUCCUUAAGUCCAAGCUGAACAUCUGCAGAAUCUAUAACAGUUUAAUAUUACUGUAGCAAACCCAGAGAAAAAGGCAUCAACACAAUGUUGAUAAAUAAGGGCCAGUGCCUUCAUUUUUGUGCCUCAUUACUUCGGCCAUUCUUCAACAUCAGAGGACUUUCUUUGUUUCAACCACCGAAUUUGUUCUUUAUUUAUAACCUUUAAUAAGUGUUUAAUCAACAGAUGGAUCUGCAGUUUCUUAUGUUGUAUCCCCUUGUACCACCAUCAAUGUAUCUCUUGAAUUUGUCUCAUUCAGUGUUAACCUCAGCAAUGCAAAAAAAAAAACAACAACUAUAUCUUGCAUGUCAGAGCCCAUUAAAAGCCGUGCACAAUUUGAGGAAAAGGCAUCCCGUCCAGAUGGAAAACUACUGCAGAUAAAUAAUUAGAACUUGUGUUAUUGAUGAGCUUCGAGUCUAAGGUCUUGCUGCAAAUGUUUCUCAUCAUUAAAUCAAGUAUUGUUUGUGAGAUUGUUUGUGUUUGUGAAUUUGAUGAUUUACGCUCUUUUUUUUUUUGGGCAACAAACACUUAUUUUUAUAAAAACACUGUAUAAAAAAACUGAAUAUGUAAGUGAUGACUGAAAUUAAAUGGCAAGUCAAUGUAUGUUAUUAAAAUGGAUUGAUAAUGUCUGCUUUAUGUACUAAAAUUAUUUCAAAAUCAGAAAAUAUUUCAAAAAAAGUUACAGUGCCUGGAUAUUUAUGAAAAACUACAAGAAAAAAAAGAAUAAUGUGUUAAGCAUGAUAAUUUUUAUACAAGACAUUUCUAAUAAAAGACUGUUUUGCUAAAA
Molecule: messenger RNA, 7370 nt
Organism: Oryzias latipes (Japanese medaka)
Lineage: Eukaryota; Metazoa; Chordata; Actinopteri; Beloniformes; Adrianichthyidae
Product: metabotropic glutamate receptor 4
Biological process (GO): G protein-coupled receptor signaling pathway
Cellular component (GO): membrane
Molecular function (GO): G protein-coupled receptor activity
Source: RefSeq, a predicted model, not a curated record